Molecule: messenger RNA, 1464 nt
Organism: Cucumis sativus (cucumber)
Lineage: Eukaryota; Viridiplantae; Streptophyta; Magnoliopsida; Cucurbitales; Cucurbitaceae
Product: sterol 14-demethylase
Exons: 2
Coding region: 1-1464 (487 amino acids)
Molecular function (GO): iron ion binding; heme binding; monooxygenase activity
Source: RefSeq, marked provisional
AUGGAACCUGAUAACAUCAAAUUCUUCAAUGUGGGUCUUCUUGUUCUCGCCACUUUACUCCUCGCAAAGCUUAUUUCUGCUCUUCUCAAUUCCAGAUCUAACAAACGGCCUCCUCCCACUGUUAAAGGCAUCCCCUUUAUUGGGGGAUUGCUCCGUUUUCUUAAAGGUCCGAUUGUGAUGCUGAGGAAGGAGUACCCUAAACUUGGGAGUGUUUUCACCGUUAACUUAUUGCAUAAAAAAAUUACCUUCUUGAUUGGCCCUGAGGUUUCUGCACAUUUCUUCAAAGCAUCUGAGUCUGAUCUUAGCCAGCAGGAAGUUUACCAGUUUAAUGUCCCAACUUUUGGCCCUGGCGUUGUGUUCGAUGUGGAUUACUCCAUUCGUCAAGAACAGUUCAGGUUCUUCACUGAGGCUCUCAGAGUCACAAAACUGAAAGGAUACGUAGAUCAGAUGGUUAGAGAGGCAGAGGAUUUCUUCUCUAAGUGGGGUGACAGUGGGGAGGUGGAUCUCAAGUAUGAGUUGGAACAUCUUAUCAUCUUAACAGCUAGUAGAUGCCUUUUGGGAAGUGAGGUUCGUGAUAAGCUUUUUGCGGAUGUUUCAGCUUUGUUUCAUGACCUUGACAAUGGAAUGCUCCCUAUCAGUGUUAUGUUUCCCUACCUUCCUAUCCCGGCUCAUCGUCGUCGUGAUCAAGCACGCAGCAAGCUUGCGGAUAUCUUUGCAAAAAUCAUAGCUUCCAGAAAAUGCAACGGGAGUUCAGAUAAUGAUAUGUUGCAAUGUUUUAUUGACUCAAAGUACAAAGAUGGGCGGUCAACAACAGAUUCUGAAGUCACUGGUUUGCUCAUAGCUGCUCUUUUUGCAGGUCAACAUACUAGUUCUAUUACCUCAACUUGGACUGGGGCUUAUCUCCUCUGCCACAAAGAGUACAUGUCUGCUGUUUUAGAGGAACAGCAAGAGCUGAUGGGUAAGCAUGGCGAUAAGAUUGAUCAUGAUAUCUUGUCUGAAAUGGACAAUCUCCAUAGGUGCAUUAAAGAAGCUCUCAGACUUCACCCUCCAUUGAUUAUGUUGAUGCGAAGUUCGCAUAGUGAUUUUAGUGUUACAACCAGAGAGGGGAAAGAAUAUGAUAUUCCAAAGGGUCAUAUAAUUGCCACAUCUCCAGCUUUUGCUAAUCGACUUCCUCAUGUGUAUAAGGAUCCAGACAGGUAUGAUCCAGACAGGUUCGCCCCUGGGAGAGAUGAAGACAAGGCAGCUGGAGCGUUCUCCUACAUCUCGUUCGGAGGUGGCAGGCAUGGGUGCCUUGGCGAACCCUUUGCUUAUCUACAGAUAAAAGCAAUAUGGAGUCAGUUGCUAAGAAAUUUUGAACUGGAGCUAAUAUCUCCUUUUCCUGAAAUUGAUUGGAAUGCUAUGGUUGUGGGUGUCAAAGGCAAAGUUAUGGUCAGGUACAAGAGAAGGAAGCUUUCUGUUAGUUAA